AUGAACCCAACCGCAUAGUUCGACACGAACAAAAAACACCCCCCGCUCGUCCCCAUCGCUCCUCGCCCCUUCAAGUCAACUGUCGAAAAGAUCCAGUCGAUUUCAAUGAGGCUCUACGCAUUCGGAUCCAACGGAAACGGUCAGCUCGGGAUCGGAUCCGACAAGGACAAUGCCAUCCCUCAGCCCACCCACUUCUCUUCCAUCCCUCAUCACAACGAUCUUCAUCACGAUGCACCCCCGUUCCUCGACUUUGCGGCCGGUGGCAAUCACACGGCUCUGAUCACACGCGACGAACACCAGACCCUAUACAUGACUGGAUCCAACAAGGAUAAUGAGACUCUUCUGCAGCAGCCCGUUCAGAUCUUUACGAAAGUACAUCCUAGAGAAUUCAAGCGAGAGCAGAGCCUGGAGGAUGGCAACAAGGGUAUCCAAAAGCGACAGCACCGGUGGCGAUCUGUCGCCUGUGGAUGGGCCUUUACCAUCGCCGUCACUGAACCAGAGCCAACCCUUGAUUUGGAGGACACCACAAAUACAACACCACGGCAUGGACGCGUUGUCCCUACAAGCCGGCUCUACGCCUGGGGAUCUGGAUCCUUUGGCGAACUCGGUCUCGGAUCCACUUGUACCAAAACUGGUCCCACCGCUCUAGAAAUCAAAGCUGGAUCCUGGGCACGGCGCUUAGACGAAGACGAUCAAAUAGGUACUCAUAUGCUCGACAUCCUCAAGGUCAGGGCUGGACUACGACAUGUUCUGCUCUUGACCAAGGAGAAAAUAUUCAAGGAAGGAGAAGAAGAGCCGCACAGGACGAGGACGGUGUUAAUGGGAUGGGGGAGUAAUCGACAAGGUCAACUUGGGGUUCUGGAGCGAACGAGUGACAGGACUGUGCCGUUGACAGAGAAGGACCUACGAGGAAAGUUUAUGGAACCGACACGCAUCUUGAUAUCCAAUAUCAGUACUAGCAGCAGCACCAACAAGGGCGAUGUAGAUACCAUGGAAGUACAACACGAAAUUGUGGAUAUGGCAUGUGGACAGAGCCAUUCAUUGGUUUUGUUUUCGGAUGGAUCCGUGUAUUCCUCAGGAUUGAACAAAUAUGGGCAACUUGGUCCCUCUUCUUCCAUGAUCGAGACGGUCGAUCAUCCAAAGCAAACGAAGCAGCAAGAUUUCAGGAUCGGGUUUGAAAAAGUCCAGGGGUUGCCCUUUGUGGACUCUAUAUCCUGUGGGUGGAAUCAUAAUGCGGCCAUGGACACAAGGACCCUACAGGGAACGGGCAGGACAAAGAUCUAUCUCUGGGGCAGGAAUGAUCAUGGACAGCUUGGGGGUGGCGUACCAGUGAUGACUGUGGAUCCGGAUCUAAACGGCGGAAGCCCAGUCGAGCUUGGCAUCUUGCAGGUCCGGAUACCAACUGCAACAACUGCAACAGCAGGGCGCUAUACAGAGCAAGAUGAACUUGAGGAAAUUGUCUCGUACAGCUGUGGAUCGGAACAUACGCUGGCGAUGACUCGAUCGGGCGAUUGCUAUGCAUGGGGAUGGAACGAGCAUGGCAAUUGUGGAAGCGGUGCCGGUGAUAGCAACGAGGAUUUGAAGGACGUUCCGACGCCUCGAAAGGUCCAAUUUCUGGAGACGACUUCGGUUAAUGUUUCGACGGCGACUUUGGCACAGGGGCAAAGAUGGGUCGCAGGAGGAUAUGGCUCCUCGUGGGUUUGGACAUAGGCGGAUGCCUGGAUUCAGCAAGCUAUCCAUGAUCCGAAAGUCUGUGUGGGGGUCACUGUGUAGAUUCAUUGAGCGUGCAUUAGCAUCAUGUAUGCUAACUGCCUGCUUUGCUAUCAGCUACAGUAUAAUAGCCAUACCUACAAUUUGUAUGCUAGAAUGUUUGCCAGCCUCUAGGAGAGCAAACUGCAUGCUGCCAUCGGUUUGUUUUUUGUGUUUGCUGUGAUGCUAGGAGCUAUGCACUAUUCUCUCUGCGCGGCAGUCUUCCAGGAGAGUAGUGCCUCCAGGAAACGAUCAUGGUUUUUAAAAAAA
Gamsiella multidivaricata is the source of this 2019-nucleotide messenger RNA. RefSeq names its product regulator of chromosome condensation 1/beta-lactamase-inhibitor protein II. The coding region runs from base 106 to 1710 and encodes 534 amino acids. The record is from RefSeq and is a predicted model, not a curated record. Lineage: Eukaryota; Fungi; Mortierellomycota; Mortierellomycetes; Mortierellales; Mortierellaceae. The transcript has a single exon.